Molecule: messenger RNA, 2427 nt
Organism: Rhagoletis pomonella (apple maggot)
Lineage: Eukaryota; Metazoa; Arthropoda; Insecta; Diptera; Tephritidae
Product: rhythmically expressed gene 5 protein-like
Exons: 3
Coding region: 692-1759 (355 amino acids)
Source: RefSeq, a predicted model, not a curated record
ACCAGGCGAAUAGGCAGUACGAGCAGGGCGAGAAGGUCACCUGCUGCUCUUUUUGCGCACUUCAUUCGCUGCGUGCUGAACUCACGUCGCCGCAGUAGUCAUCCGGUCGAUCGCGUGCGCACACACAUCAGACACACUCGCAUUCAUAAUCGCCGGAUAUAACGCUUGAAGCGAUUGUGCAAGUAACCCACGACGGUAUCGAAAUAGCUACCAGCUAACGCCAUCGCAGCGUGGCCUAUCGAUUCGAAUACGCCCGAUGAUGAAAAAGAAAGUCGCACCUCAGUGAAAUUGUGUGCACGAGUAACAAAAAAAAAAAGAAAGGAGAAACAUAGACAAGAAAGUUUGCAAAUCGAACUAAAAACUACAUACAUACGUGAAAAGCAUAAAAUACCAAACUAAAAUAAAUUAAAGAAAAAGACCAACAAAAUCUAAAAAAAAAAAAAAUAAAAUUACGGUAAACGGCCAACGGCAGCAUUUCGUUAAACCAACUUGUCGCUUCGCGUUUUCGAUGUUAUACAACUUGAAUAUUUAAGUUUAAAAAAACAUAUAUAUAUUUUUCGUGUUUUUGUUUUUCUGCCGAGUGUCGCACUAUUUGGCUUUAUUUAUUGCCAACCAAGCCAAAUAACAAAAAAAAAACAAAACACAAUAACAAAAUUUAAAAAAGCAACCAACCAGCAUUUCGGCGAAAAUAAUGAGGAACUACACACACAAAAACAGCAAUGGCAGCUGGGGCAGCGCCAGCAGCCGCGGAGUCGGUGUCGGUGUCGGUGUCGGUGUCGGUGCAGCGAAAGUAAUUGCAACAUGCCUCAUCUUAAGCGUUUCCAUGCAAAUGUGCUGCGGCUCGGCGAUACCGAUUUGGGAAUUUUUAACGCGCAAUGAAAAGAUGUCGUAUCUCUAUUCCGCAUUCGGGCAAUUGGUUAGUGUGCAUUGCAAAGCUACCGCCACCGCCACUGCAAUGCCAGUGAAUCAGUGCAAGCGCGACUUACUAGCCUAUGGCUAUGAGAAACUGCAGACGUUCGCCGAUUCGCAGUUGGACCAGUUGGAUCCAUAUCAACGAGGCGCCAAUGAACUAAUUUGGUCUUCCAUCAUGCGCGAACACCCGAGUUCAACACUCGUUACCACCCGCAAACCCUUGCCAACACCACCGGAUUCCUCCAUCAUAAUCCUAACACAUCAGAAGACGGCCAAUACAGCAGCCCCCUCAUCUGCCAACGCUGCAGCCGCCGCCGCUGCCUCCACUACAACCAACAGCCAAAAUCCACUCUUCGACAGCGAUGCUGAUCACAAGCACAAAUUCGCCUGGGACAUGGACUUCGCCUACGGUUAUCCCGUCACUCAAACAACAGUCAAUCAGAAGCCUCACGCCGAGACUUUUCUCAGCGGUCCGCUUGUCUUCCGCGUUCGCCCUGAUGGCACUCCAGUCGAGGAAGAUCAGCACAAACCUCUACCACGCGAUGAAGAUUUGGAGGCUUAUCAAUUGAGUAGCGCUGCGGCUGGUAGGGGGGGUGCCUCUGCCUCCACAGCUGCGCCAGCCGUCAGUAGUGGCCAGCCUAAGCAUCGCAAAAUUGCUAUGAUCAGUGAUCUUAAGCAGCAGCACUUGGCUUCGAUGGCGUUGCAUCGUGAUUUGCAGCCACCUUACCAACAGCAACUGCGCAUCCGUCGGCAGCAGCAGCAGCAGCAGCAACAACAGCAAAACGUGGCCGUAGCUGGGCGUGCGUUCCCAUUUGGCGGUUACUACUACGCUCAGGGCCAAGCGUAAAAAUCUAUCAGUAAACGUAAACUUCAGAUAGAAUAGAACUGAAGUGAGAAUAUUUCUAAACACACAAAAAGGAUAAUUUCAAUUAAUAUUCGAUAUGUAAUUCAACUGUUCGUCGACUAGUUUUCGUUUAAUGAUUAAUCGUCUAAAAAUAAUUUGUGAUAAUUAUCAGAUUAUCGAACAGACGCAUUAACUGAAUCGAAUGGGAGUCGGAACGAAAUCACUUUGUUUUCUUAAGCAACUAAAGAGAUUUUUUCCUUGAACUGAAACCCAGCUCAAGCGCCGUUUUCCGAAAUGCUCACUACAAAAACACUUUUUCCUGAUUAUUUUCUUUUCAUAACUGUUUAGCAUAGGUAGUAAAAGUGCUGGUGUGUAUGCGUUUUGUAUUUGUGUGAAUGUAAAUACUUAUAGGUUUCAUUUAUGUAUACUACAUUCUUAGAUAUAUUUUAAAUUUAAAUUUUAAUAUAAAUUUGACUAACGAAAUUUCUUAUUAUCGUAGAAUAAUAUUCGUUAAUCUAUUAACAAAAACUUUGACAUGUACUUUGUUUUGAAAUAUUUACUUUAAAUUUUAAUGCUCGAUUAUUUAUUGUACUUAGAUAUAUAGAACUUACUUGUAUUUCAUAAUAAAGAAUUAAUUUUAUACAUACAUACAUAUGUACACAAUAAUGAAA